This is a messenger RNA of Fonsecaea multimorphosa CBS 102226, 750 nucleotides long. RefSeq lists its product as uncharacterized. NCBI's taxonomy places the organism in Eukaryota, Fungi, Ascomycota, Eurotiomycetes, Chaetothyriales, Herpotrichiellaceae. The transcript is spliced from 3 exons. Gene Ontology annotation, cellular component: outer membrane. The coding region runs from base 1 to 750 and encodes 249 amino acids. The record is from RefSeq and is a predicted model, not a curated record.
AUGUCAGACUACUACAACUCAAACCCGUAUCCCCCUCCGCCGGGGAGUGGACACAAUACGUACCCGCCUCCUCCGCGAUCACAAUACGAGGGUGGGCAAACCUACACUGCUCCACAGUCCUCCUAUGGAGAGUAUCAGCCUGCUCGUGAAGACCAAUACCGAUCUUCCCCGCGUAAUUCUGGAAUGCAGGUCGGCCAGUACGCGGGCGAGUACGAGUACAAUCGCGAGCGUCGCAACUCGGGCCCCUAUGCUGCCAGCCAGUAUCGAGGCGGUGACAACUCUUCAUACUAUGCGCCUCCGUCUCAAGGAAACGACGAUCGCUACGACGACCGCCCGAGCUCCCGCGGCUCAAGGCGGGAAAGGGAAAGAGAAAGGUCACGAGGAAGAGAAGAGAAGCAUCACGGCGGGCACGAGAAGGGGAAGGAGAUAGGGGCUACUCUCCUUGGUGGCGCGGUUGGUGGAUGGGCUGGCCAUGAACUGGGCCACAGCAACAGCCUGAUCACCGUUGCCGGAGCUCUUGCCGGUGCAUAUGCUGGUCACAAGCUCGAAUCCAAGCAUGAGAAGGACAAGGUUAAGAAGAGAGAACGCCGGGAAGGCGAGGCUUACGGCGAAUACGAUGACGACUACGAUGACCGGAGAAGCCGCUCUGUCUCUCGGUCUCGCAGGAGGUCAGUGAGCAGGCGGAGGGACCGCAGCAGCAGCAGCAGUGAGAGUGAUAGCAGCAGGCGCAGGCAUCAUCACCAUCACUGA